UCCGCCCACUGAGCGUCCGCCGCUGCAGUGUGUCUUCUCUUCUCAACACCAUAACACCCAUCUUUCUGCUCCGUCUGCAGGACGACACCGACAAACCAGCGGACAGCAGAGCAUGCCUUUACCUGUGCAGGUGUUUAACUUCCAGGGGUCUGUGGAGCCAAUGCAGAUCGACGCAGACCCCCAGGAGGACCAGCAGAAUGCUCCGGACACCAACUACAUUGUGGAGAACCCGACACUGGACCUGGAACAGUACGCCACCAGCUACAGCGGCCUGAUGCGCAUCGAGAGGCUGCAGUUCAUCGCCGAGCACUGCCCUCAGCUGCGGGUGGAGGCGCUGAAGAUGGCCCUCACCUUCGUCCAGAGGACCUUCAACGUGGACACCUAUGAGGAGAUCCACCGCAAACUCACAGAGGCCACCAGGGAGGUGCAGGGUGUGCCCGACACGGUGCCUGAGGGCGGCGUGGUCCCUCCCCCUCUGGACUCGGCCUGGGCCGAAUCCACCAGGAAGAAGGCUCUGCUCAAGCUGGAGAAGCUGGACACCGAUCUGAAAAACUACAAAGGCAACUCCAUCAAAGAGAGCAUCAGGAGAGGCCAUGACGACCUGGGAGACCACUACCUGGACUGUGGAGACCUCAGCAACGCCCUCAAGUGCUACUCCCGCGCCCGAGAUUACUGCACCAGUGCCAAGCACGUCAUCAACAUGUGUCUGAACGUCAUCAAGGUCAGCGUCUACCUCCAGAACUGGUCACACGUGCUGAGCUACGUCAACAAGGCGGAAUCCACUCCAGAAAUAGCAGAGCAAAGAGGAGAGCGGGACAGCCAGAACCAAGCCGUCCUCACCAAGUUAAAGUGUGCUGCAGGUCUGGCAGAGCUGGCCUCCAGAAAAUACAAACCCGCUGCCAAGUGCUUCCUGCAGGCGUCCUUCGACCACUGCGACUGUCCAGAGCUGCUGUCUCCCAGCAACGUGGCCGUGUACGGCGGCCUGUGCGCUCUGGCCACGUUCGACAGGCAGGAGCUCCAGAGGAACGUCAUCUCCAGCAGCUCCUUCAAGUUGUUUCUAGAGUUGGAACCUCAGAUCCGAGACAUCAUCUUCAAGUUCUACGAGUCCAAGUACGCGUCGUGCCUCAAGCUGCUGGACGAGAUGAAGGAUAACCUCCUGUUGGACAUGUACCUGGCGCCGCACGUCAAGACCCUGUACAGCCAGAUCAGGAACCGAGCGCUCAUUCAGUAUUUCAGCCCCUACGUGUCGGCGGACAUGACGAAGAUGGCUCAGGCCUUCAACACCACGGUGGCGGCUCUGGAGGACGAACUGACCCAGCUCAUCCUGGAAGGACUCAUCAACGCACGCAUCGACUCCCACAGCAAGAUCCUGUACGCCCGGGACGUGGACCAGCGCAGCACCACCUUCGAGAAGUCGCUGCACAUGGGCAAAGAGUUCCAGAGACGAGCCAAAGCCAUGAUCCUCCGGGCCGCCGUGCUGCGCAACCAGAUUCACGUCAAGUCUCCACCCAGGGAAGGCAGCCAGGGCGAGCUGACGCCCGCCAACAGCCAGACCAGGAUGAGCACCAACAUGUGAGGAGAGCUCCACCACGCCCCCACCACACACACACACACACACACACACACACACCAUGUACAGGACUGCAUCGUGCCGGGAACCCUCAGCGUGAGGACGCCAGAGCUCAGCAGCUGAGCUGCAGUUACUGUCCGGAUGCUGAUUGGUUGACGCUACUUUCACUCACAGGAGGGUUUCAGUAAUAAAAUCAAAACCUCAACAGCA
Molecule: messenger RNA, 1780 nt
Organism: Salarias fasciatus (jewelled blenny)
Lineage: Eukaryota; Metazoa; Chordata; Actinopteri; Blenniiformes; Blenniidae
Gene: gps1
Product: G protein pathway suppressor 1
Exons: 14
Coding region: 113-1576 (487 amino acids)
Cellular component (GO): COP9 signalosome
Source: RefSeq, a predicted model, not a curated record